Molecule: messenger RNA, 1153 nt
Organism: Xylona heveae TC161
Lineage: Eukaryota; Fungi; Ascomycota; Xylonomycetes; Xylonales; Xylonaceae
Exons: 2
Coding region: 247-1020 (257 amino acids)
Source: RefSeq, a predicted model, not a curated record
AAUUUUUGCAUGAACUCCACAAGGACGGCAUUUUUCACGCCCACAUUUCUUCGAAUCCGUCACCCAGUUGCUAGGUGACCAAUGAUAGAUUUGCAUUUUCAAUAGUGGUUCUAAGGCGCCUAGCUUCAUGUAUAUAAUAAAUAUACAUCAGGGCCUUGAACUAUCAUCAUUUAUUUCAUUUCCUUUCAUACAGACUUGGGCUUACAGUACUCUUACUCAGUACCUUUUCUCUCAUCCAAUUUGACAAUGUUCUUGCCAAGCGUUCAUGCCGAGACCGACGAGGCAGUUUUACUAGAGUUUAUUCGAGAAAAUCCUCUGGGAGUCCUGAUCACCAGCAUCGAGUCCUCUCAUCAUGACUUCCUUCAAUGCACCCAUGUUCCAUUUGUGCUCGACCUACCGGAAGAACCUGGCCGAUCGAAACCCCGACUCAGGGCUCAUAUUGCCAAACAAAACCCGCAGACCAAGGCAAUGAUCGAAGCCGUGGAUGGCAAACCGCCGAAUGUCUUGGAGCUUGACAGCGAAGUGCUGGUGCUCUUCAAUGGCAGGCAUGAUCAUUACGUGACCCCGAAAUAUUAUGUUGAGACGAAGCCGGACACGGGCAAAGUCGUUCCAACAUGGAAUUAUUCUGCCGUGCAAGUCUAUGGCAAAUUGUCGCUCUACUACGAUUCGAAAACACCGGAGACGAGCACGUUCCUCGCGAAGCAGCUUCAUGACCUGUCUGAGCAUACGGAGAGGUCGAUAAUGGAUUACACUGGUGGCGAACGGCCCCAGCCAUGGAAGGUCGCGGAUGCGCCGGACGCUUACAUUGCUCUCAUGCAAAGGAAUAUUGUGGGCAUUGAGAUUCAGAUCAAUAAGAUUCAGGGAAAACACAAGAUGAGCCAGGAAAUGCGACCCGGUGAUCGCGAAGGCGUAGUUGAAGGCUUUGCGAAGCUAGGAGGUGAUGCCGGCGUUGCUCUCUCAGCCUUGGUCAAGGAGCGAGGAGAGUUGCAUGAUCUGAAAAAGCAAGAGACGAAGAAAUAGACUCAAUGGACUUCAAAGCGAGGAUUUAUCCAUCUCGAAAUCUUCAGGAUUAUAGAGGCUAUAGGAAGAAACCCUACCAUGGCAAUUUGAAUAUAUUUUGUCUUUAAUACUUGUAUCGGCUAUGUUAACAGAC